Macrosiphum euphorbiae (potato aphid) is the source of this 435-nucleotide messenger RNA. The record is from the annotation of a GenBank genome assembly. NCBI's taxonomy places the organism in Eukaryota, Metazoa, Arthropoda, Insecta, Hemiptera, Aphididae.
AUGGGCAAGCACCGUGAAGCCUUACAACACAUACUCUCUGAACACCAAAUUAAAGAGAUUUCAUUCAAAGAAGAUAUAGAUUCCACAAUAAAAAUAUUGGGUAUCAAUUGGAACACAACGAAUGACACAUUCACAAUUAAGGCGGAACCAAUGAAAGUUAUCUCUCAUCUAACCAAAAUUGAACUAUUAUCUGAAAUUGCAAGAAACUUUGAUCCUUGUGGUUGGUUGGCGCCCCUAGUAGCUGUUGCUAAAUUAAUAAUGCAACAAUUGUGGCAAGAGCGCUUAGAGUGGGAUGACCAAAUUCUCCAAAACUUAUUUAAAGCUUGGAAAAUACAUAGAACAUCAUUCAAAUUUUUAAACACAUUUGAAGUACCACGACAUAUAAUAAAUUCAUACAAUGAAUUCAAGUACAUUUAUACUGCACGGUUUCAGUGA